AUGCCUAUUUAUUUCAUCCAAAGGGAUAUCCUUGAAUAUUUCGAGAAUUCUUACUCGUUAUACGAAACCCUAUUUACGGCACUGAAGGAUACCUCUGUUUUCUACAAAAGUCCUGAUUAUCUUAGAUUACCAUUAAUAUUCUAUUAUGGCCAUACCGCGACACUUUACGUUAACAAACUCAAACUGGCCGGAUUAAUCAAGGACCGCAUCGAUUUACAUCUGGAAACUUUAUUGGAGACUGGUGUCGAUGAAAUGUCUUGGGAUGACACAGAAAGCUAUCGCUUCGGCGGUAAAUUUCAAUGGCCAACAGUUGAAGAAGUUUAUGCAUAUCGUCUCCAACUUAGAAAGCUAAUUCGCGAAGUUAUUCGAAAAACACCUCUAGUGCUGCCAAUAACUGAAGAUAGCCCAUGGGGUAUCUAUCUGUCAGUUCGUCUUAACAUUUCGAUACUCCUUAUUCUAACUAUGUCUUGGCUUGAAUACAACAAUCUAUCAAAGUGGGCACUCUUUUUAUCCAUUGAACAUGAAAGGUUGCAUUUUGAGACUUCUUCUGUGCUUUUCCGUCAAUUGCCAGUAGAUAUGCUUGCUAAACCGAAUGAUUGGCACUAUGCAUCUUACCAAGCGAAUGAAAACGCUGGUGAUAAUAAUCUUAUUGCCGUCGACCAGAAAGAUGUUAGACUUGGAAGGCCAGAUGCGUUCCCAUCAUUCGGCUGGGAUAAUGAAUAUGGUGAACUGGUAUCUCAUGUUUCACCUUUUCAAGCCACUAAAUAUCCAAUUACCAACGGCGAAUACUUGAAGUUUGUUAAGGACGGCGGAUACGAAAGGAGAGAAUUUUGGUCGAACGAAGGGUGGAAUUGGAAAAUAUUUCGCAAGGCACAUCAUCCAGUCUUUUGGAUUUGUGAUAAAGGCUGCAAAUUGGGUUGUGGUGGAAAUCUUAGUGAAUAUUCCCAUUGUCAGCCACGUUUUUUCGAUAAUGAUUUCAAUUAUCAUAAUCAAGAAGACCUGACAUCCAAAUUCAAAUAUCGUACGACUUUUGAUGUCAUUACUAUGCCGAUGGAAUGGCCUGUUGAAGUCAACUAUCACGAAGCAAAAGCAUAUUGUACCUGGUUAGGUAAAGACUAUCGACUACCAAGUGAAGCUGAAUAUCAUAGAAUGCUAGAUCAAAAUUUACCUCCAAAUCCCUCCGUAGCUUGUGAUGUAGCCUUCGAUAAAGUCCCAGAUUGGAAUUUAAAUUUUCAGUAUUGCAGUUCAACGCCAGUUAAUUUAUAUCCUCCAACUGUGACCGGAUUUUACGAUAUUAUGGGUAACGUAUGGGAAUGGACGGAAGAUCAUUAUAACGGGCUUCCUGGAUUUCGUACUCAUCCGUAUUAUGAUGAUUUCUCAAGCAACGCGUUUGAUGGAAGGCAUAACUUAAUGAUGUUCGGUUCUUGGGCAACUACUGGUGAAUCGGCCUCUCAAUUUUUUCGACUAGCUUUUAGGAGACAUUUCUUUCAACAUGCCGGGUUCCGAGUAGUAAAAAGCAAUCCUCGAACGCUCCCUCCUAUUGUAUUACUUGAUACAGAGAUUAGCCAGCAAUGCCACGAGGAAUAUACCAAAUACUACUCUGACAACCGUAUUGAAAUUUGCGGGCAAAUUAGCUCUAAUGUUCAAUUUAAGUUCGAAACCGAUCAAAUGUUAUAUGAUAUGCUUCGGUUUCAAUAUUCCGAUACUGAUAACAUUCACAGUCUUUACGGUGUAAUGACCGAGAUAUUAGUUGAAAAGAUGUUGCUCAUACCUAAAACGUAUGGCAUAGCUACAGAUUCUGCAUUAGUAAUUGGUUGUGGCACUGGAAGGCUAGCUUUUGAAUUAAGUACAAUAUAUCGAAAGGUCUUGGGGCUUGACUAUUGUGGAAAAUUUAUCAGUGCUUGUCUGAAUAUUGCAAAGAAAGGAUCGGCAAAUUUUGAUUUUGCAGGCUUAAAUGACUCACUGACAAUUAGCAUAGACUCGAAUAUUAACCUUGAUCGAGUAGCAUUUAAGCAGUUAAGUUGGCUACCUAACGAAGUUGGGAAUCACGACCUUGUUCUUUUAACCUGUUUGGAUCGAGUAAACAACAGAAAAAGCUGGUUGAUUCGAUUGAACGAAAUAGUAAAGGAUGAUGGAAUUGUGGUUAUCAAUAUUUCAGACGUAAAUUCUGAACAGUUAAUGGAUAGCAUGAAAGAUGAGUUCGAUUUGCUGGCUUGCGUUAAUCUUAUCGAUAACAAAAAGAUAGCCAACGGUAAUAGCAUUGCGUUAUCGAAUCCAUUAUUGGGAAAUUAUAUAACCAUCUGGAAGAAAGUUCCGAUCUCAUAA
Molecule: messenger RNA, 2325 nt
Organism: Trichoplax adhaerens
Lineage: Eukaryota; Metazoa; Placozoa; Uniplacotomia; Trichoplacea; Trichoplacidae
Exons: 21
Coding region: 1-2325 (774 amino acids)
Source: RefSeq, a predicted model, not a curated record